CUUUAUAUUCUUUUUCCUCACCUUGACAGAUAUCGUUAAAUUUUCAUCUAUAUUUGCUUCAUCUUUGAAACUCCCUCAAUUUACCGAUAAUGUAGUUAGCAAAUAAAGUGGGUACCAGAAUAAAAAAAAUUGUAGUUUGAUUUUUAAAAAGACGACGUAUCGAGCAUGUUAUCGUUAUUAUUUUAUCGCUAUUUUGGAUGAAGUAUCACACGCAACGUACAUAUUUAAUUGGAUCCCUCAAUUUACCUUCAAAACCUUACAAUAAUGGCUUUUUUAAUUCAUGUUAUUCUGUUUUGUUGCCAAUUGUUGCAUCUUAGAACAAAAGGCGCUUGUUUCAUUGCCAAUAUCAGGUUUUAUAAUUAUGAUUAUUCGCCAUUUUGAUUAUUUACCAACACCCCACUCACAAUAACAAUCAAAUCGGCACGUCGUCUUUAGCUCUGUCACAGAACAGAGUUCACGUUCUAUUGUUCUGUGAAGAGGCAGAAAUACACUCAUUUCUUUAUAAAAAAACUGGCUAUAAGAAAAGAGUACUGGACAGUCACAAAAAAUUAAGAAAUUUCAAUACUCGAAACAAAAAAAUCAAGAAACUAUUGAAUCAUGAUAAAACUGAGUACAACGAAAUUUCGUAAAAUCCAAGAACAUGAUUGCCCAGAAGGCCUAGAACUUAAGACACAAGGGAUAAAAAUAUACUUUCCACGUCUUAAUACUCUAAAUACAGCGUCAGAACGGAAGCGAAUCGCUUGACGUGAAAAAAAGGUCACGAACAUUUUAUAACAUCAUUUAUGACAUCAUAAUUAAGAAACUCUCAAGAAACAGUGAGUAUUGAAAUUUCCAGAACAUUAAGAAACUGGAGUACUCAACAUCGACCUUUGUUUCUUAUAAAAAAAAUGAGUGUAGUUUGCUUUUCCGAAAAAAGGGCGUGUCAUACAAGGGUAUGGGUUGUUAAGAUUUAAAGUAAGCAGUGGUUCUAAAACGUGCCCUACACGGUACACGGUUUUCGUUGAAUAAAUUCUGUGUGAUACAAACAGAAAUGAAUUUUGUUAUUCCUAAUGUAAAAAAUUUCAAAAACGUCUCAAUUUUAAUUUGUGGCACAUCCAUAAAACGCAAAAAUUGGCGACACAAGCAGAGCCUCAUGCCCGAAAUAUCCACCGAAAACUUCUUGAAGAAACAUUUUUACAGUUGGUGCAGAUACAACUGAGGGGAAAUUCACUCUUGCUAAUAGUAUACUAGAUUUCCACGAAACUAAAAAGACUUGUAAGGAUUUUCAGAUAAAACAAUAGGAUUUCCACCAAAGGUGUGCAAGAUUUUCACGAAGUGAUUUGCCCCUCAGAUACAAGAUCGGAGCCUUGUCUAAUUAAUGGCCUGAUUAACAAAUCAAAAUUGAUUGCAUGUAUGUAAAUAACAAUAUGCCCUAACAACUGUAGGCAAAUUGUACUUUGAAAUCGCAGUUCAUACUCAAAUUUUUGAACAAGACUUCCUUUCUUCAGUAUGUCUAUGUUUGAUGAGUACAUUAAUGGAAACGCCCUUGCAAACAAGCGUGAGUUAAUCUCGUGUCAAUCUUUAUCCAAAGAGCUAAGUUUAAAGGCUCUUUUGAGGGACAUUUUCAGCCCUUUUGUUGUCGGUUCAAUAAAUUAGUGAAGAGGAUUUUCCAGUUAUUGUCUCCGUUGGGACAGAACACCAUUUGCUUCCUUUUUAUAACGCUCUGUAGGCCAAAAUGAAUGCUUUGUUUACAUAGAAAAAUCCAUUGAAUCGCUUUUUGUUUGAUAAUAUCUUUGGUAUGUCUUGAUUAAUUUCAAAGCUUCGUAACAAACUGCUGGAAAACAAAAAAACUGUUGGGCCUAGCUGCUCUGUAAAUACAAGCCCAAGCGCUUCACGCCGAGACACAGAGAAGAAUUUUGAACAAUUUGUAAGACUUCAGUUCUUUGUCGUCGAGCAAUGUUGACCUAAAGGCAAGCAGCACUGAAGCAUGUGUUGGUUACAAUCAAAGCUGUUCAUUAAGGGCUUUCCUUGCGGUAUCGGUCUCCUAACAGCGAACACAUAGUGCUUAAAAGGACAGUUUAUAAGGUUUCAGGAAGCGUCUGGCAGUUGCCUCUAUUGUCCGAACACCAAAAGAAAUGAUUUAAAUCCAAAGUAAGAGGACGAAGAGUUGUUCACUAACCCCUAAGAGGACCCAUUCUGCACGUAACAUAAGGGGGCAAGGUUGUUCGCCAAUAUCUGAUGGUUGCAUUUAAUGUCACGCUUCAAUAUAGAUGGAUUCAAGUCAUUUUACCCCGAAUAGCUCUACCCAUGACUUGGGAUCAUCUCUCUCUUCACUCUCUGGGAACGAGGAGACGUCAAUUUAUGGGCAACCGAACCCAUUCAGAGUUAAGGCCAAAGGAAAAGGUUUAGAAUCUGGACACACAAGUCAGCCUUGCUUUUUUACACUGGACGCCAGAAAAGCUGGCUAUGGAGACUUCGAUAUUCUUAUUAAGGGGCCUUCACAGGCUGAUAUUCUCUACCACGAUCAAGACGAUGAUACACUAUAUACGGUAGAGUACCAUGUUGCGUUACCGGGAGACUAUUUUAUUGAAAUAAAGUAUGAUAACAGGCACAUCCCUGGUAGCCCUUUUGCUGCAAAAAUCGUCAAAAUGAAUGGCUCUGUAGACACAAAUAAAGAUGAUGCCACUAAACAAGGCAGCAAAGAUGGAAAGGCUCAAACCAAGCCAACGAUGAACGGUGAAGUUCUUUCAUCUGAAGAGCAGAAAUUAAGUGGGUCACCUGACAAAGUUUAUGGCGCUAUUGCCUCGUUCCAGGGCUACGUCACGAGCCCAUCUGGGGAUAUAUUUACAGCGGCGCUUGUCCGUAAAAGUGACGGUACGUUCUCUGUGCAAUUUCCAAGAAAUGAAACCGGCACGUAUCUAGUGAACAUUGUGAAUCCGGUAACCGGGAAAUGCAUCUCUGGCUGUCCGUUUAAAGUAAAAGUAGAGGCUCAGUCAGAAGAGGAGCCCAAAGUCUACGGUUCUGGGCUAGAGUUCUGCCAGGUAGAAGAAACCGGAAUGUUUACUGUAAAAGGGACAGAAAACUUCUCUUUUUCUGAGCUCUCGGUUGCUUUCGAAGGAAUCUUUUUAUCGAAUGUCAAAGUUUUUAAAAAUUUUUACGAUUCAGCUGAUUUUCUUUACGUGCCUAACAAGGCAGGCAAAUAUAAAAUUCACAUCAACUAUAGGGGACAAAGAUUGACUGGUAGCCCAUAUCGACUGGUUGUGAGAAACAGAAAGCGAUCUCAAGAAGUAUACGGCAAUACAGAGCAAGGCAGUGUGAAUUUACUUAUAUGGUUAGGAAAGGACUUCGGCAACAAGGUUAACAGUGAGAUAACAACACCGUCAGGUAGUCUUCUACCACACUCGUUCUCUAAUCGUGGCAACAAUUUGGUCGAGGUACGGUUUUGUCCUAAGGAGAAUGGACCUCAUAUUGUUAAAAUUGGGGGAAAUUUGGAUGACGAGGUUGCUGAGGAGUUCGUUAUUGCAACACAAACUGCAGCAAUCGAACUAUCACAACCCUUCCCGGAACUUAACAGUGCUAGUGUUUUGCAAACGCAAGUAGGAAAACCAGGCAAAGUCAUCGUAGACCUACCGACAGGGAUACCUAAAUACUUGACCAUACAGUUCAGCGGACCUGGAAAGAUCGAAUCAAAGCGCGUCGAGGGAUCGAACGGUCAAAUAAUUGUCCAUUUCAAAGCAAGGAUUCCUGGAAGCUACUUCGUUUCUGUGAAUUACGAUGGGAUACCUGUACGGGGAAGUCCAUAUCAAAUCUUGAUAUUUGAUGAAAACGGGAAUCCAAUGAAAAAUACAGAAAAUGAUGUAGAGUUCUGUUCCUGUUAUGGUAAAGGCCUUCAGGAAGCAAAAGCUGGGCAGAUAAGCAAUUUUGUUGUUGACGCGUGCAAUGCAGGGUCAGGGUCUUUAAUGGUUGGCUUUGAUGAUCCAGACGUUGUUGCUACAGAAGUUGUCUCUAAGCACAUGGGAAACUGUGUGUAUGAGGUUCAUUAUUGUAUUGAAAAGCAAGGUUUGUACGAUCUUACAGUAAUGUGGGGUGGAAAGCAUGUCCCUGGGAGCCCCUUCAGUGUCCACGUGACGUAGAAGGUUGCUCUUAUUGGCUUCCUGCUAUCUGAUUUGGAAGAGGGGAGACGUUGUACACAAGCAUCAGAGACAACAGAAGGGGUGAAAGCAUCAGAGAAAAGGGUGAUUUAGACAGGGGGUGAAAGGAUAUGUUCUCAAUCAACCAAAUUUUUUUUUUCAAUUAGCAUUUCUCUCAAAAUUCAUGUUAUUUGCAAUUAUGUUGGCUUAGAGCUAUUGUUGAACAGUGCUACUGGUCGAACUCUGGCAGUCGGGAAAUUAAAUUGCUUUUUUAAACUUCCGUGUUUUUUAAGCCGUACAAUAUGUUUAGGUUCUUGAUGCUCAGAUCCCUGACUGAUUGAAUGAUGUUUUUUUGUUGCCAGUGACUGUGAAGUCUUAGUCAGCCAUCUCUCGACAGCCAUCUCUAGCAUAAUCUAUCGACAAAUAGAGUUGUUUCUUUUAUUAUUCAUGUUCAGUCUAAUUUCACAAAAAUUUAAUGCUAUGUACUUUUGCCACAAGCCAGUCGGGGACAAAAAGGGGGCAUGGUCACGGAUGUUAAACCUAGUAAGCACCGUUUCCUGUUUACUAUUUUGUUUCUGUGAUUGCCCAUAUGAAUUCUGGAUUUCGUUUAAUGACAUGACAUAAAACCUCGAUCUUGGGUAUAACUAGACAUGCCUGCAAGGGUGGGACACUUUAAACAAAUUGCGCAGAAAUGGGUCAGUUGUGGACAAUUUUCUGUAGUUUGGCGAUAUCCUACGAAAAACAAGUGUAAUGUCUACUACAUUCAAUUUCUUAGUCUUUGAUAGGGCACGAUAGUGUUUUCUUAUGUCCUCAUAAAUUGUUUGGUGCUCUAUUUCAAUCAUAAUUCAUCAAGAAUUAUCAUUUUAGUUAGCAUUUUAAUUGAAUAAACUUUGUAUUUUACAGUUUUAAGUAAAUAUAUUAGAAUUUUAGCAAAGUUUGUUGAGAUAUUUAUAUCUAGUUUUCCAUUUCUUUUAUGCACUUUACUUUAGAAUUAAUUUGUAAAGUAUCAUGUAACGAAAAUGUUUGUUUCAAGUAAGAUUGAAUUGUUUUAGGAGCUUUAUAAAAAGCAGCAUUUAGAGCUUAAAUUUACACAACAUUUAGUAUUUCUUCAAUAUCUUAUGAACAAUAGAUAUUAUUCAAAUGUAAUUUUUAGAAGGUUGUACCAUGAAACUUUUGAAAUGAAUAUUCAUAAGGCAUUUCUUGUUACUUUGUUUUCUCAAUUUAUUCCAGCUGAAACCUUGACUGGUUUUCCAGAGACAAAUUCAAUUGAAUGGCACUAUGUUUGAUAAAAUCUUACAAGAGUUUUUAUCUUUGUAAGUAGUGUUUCUCACCAAAGACUACCCAGAGAACAGUUAUGCAAUAAACAAUAUACUAUUUAAGAAAAAUGAAUGAGAGAAUUUGUAAGAAAUAUGUGCCACUGACCUUUUUACUACAUCUUUGUUCACUUGACUUAUAAGUUACAUUAUCUAUUACAAUAUAAUCUAUAGUUUACAGCAUUCAGAAACCAAUUCCAUGUAGUGAAUUUGAUAUUGUAAUUGAGGCCUUUUUUCCAAUCAUUAAUUGAUUAUGUCAUAUCUGUGACAUUCCCAUUCAAGGCCAUUCAAGGCACUACAUACCACAGGACAUUCUCUCUACCAAUCUUUUCAACUCUGCUCAUCUAAGUCAUGCUGGCCCCCAACUCUACUGGCGUUUAUCCUACUUUGCCUACAACAGCUAAGCUUUAAUGGUAUUUAAAACAGGCCUCAUCUAAAGUUUUCAUCAAGCAAAGUUUGGCAAUACAUUCUUACUUAGAAAAUUUAUUUUUUGUAUAUAAGUUGAUAAUUUAAAUGAAAUUUUAGUUCAAUUAGAAUCAAGACAUGUAAUGGGCAAACAAAAUUUUUUGAACUUUUUUACAAUAUUUAAAUUUCUACGUUAGUUCUUUCACCUUACAUAUGGAUUGCUUCUCCACCUUUUGCAUUCUAAGGUAGGGAGAAAUAUUGUAGUGGAUAUAAUAUUGUAAAUAAGGUAUAAAAAUUGCUUAUCAUGUGUCUUGAUUCUAACUGUGAACUAAAAUUUAACAAAAAUUAACAUACUAAGAUACAAAAAUAAAUUUGCUGACUAUGGAUGGGUCAGAAAAAGUAAUAAUGAUCAUGCAAUGCGAUGUAAUAGAGGAAAGAUCUAGACUUGGAAGGGAGGAGAGAAGGUGAUUCAGCAUUACUUAGAUGAUCAGAGUUGAGAACAAUGGUAAAAGGAAUGUCUUGUACCAAAGGCCUAAGGAGCUGUCACAGAUAUGGUAUGAUCAAUGAAUGAGCAGAAGAUGGCCUUAGUUGCAAUAUUAAAUUCAAUACAAUCUCAUAAAAAUAAUAUAAAAACCUUAUUUGAAAUGCUUGCUCUCAAAUUCUCAUUAAUAACUGAUACUUUAAACUAUGAGAGCAAAUAAUAUUUGCUACCAAGCACUAUAAACAAGUUAUUUGCAUCACGGAAAGCAGCAUUCUCAAAGACUGUAACCCUGAAUGAUUCCUGCAUUCUUCACAGUUUGGAUCCACAACAAGCAAAGUCAAAAUACUGCCUGUAUGAAUAUAAAUUUUCUGUAAAUAGGCUUUUACAGAAAUUCAUUUUCGGAUUUUGAAGAUCAAGGUUUAUACUGAGUCAUGUAUUGAGUGUUUUCCUUCAAAAAUUUCACAACUUUCUCUUCAAAGUCGCCUUGAAUUUCAACCUCUCCUGUUUUUAACAGCCCUCCUGUGCCAAACUUUGUCUUAAGAAGUUGCAAUAAAUGCUUAGAAUUUCCAGUAACCUGUCGUAUAACUGUCACUUUCUUUCCUUUUGCGCGUUUUUCUAAGUAAACUGGAAAUCCCCCUUUCUUUGUUCUCAUUAUUUUGAAAAGGUCAUCAGUUCUUUCUUCCGUUGCACAAGCAGUGCACGAGUUUUCCACCUGAAACGUUUGAAAUCCAGAUUCUUUUUCUAGUUCUUUAUAACCAGCUUGAGAUUUUUUGGCACCAGAGAUGGCCUCUAAUGUUUGUCCUGUUGGGUUAACAACACAAUCCGUACUAUCGACCAAAUUAUCAUUUGCUGCUACAUUCUGAUUUCUUCGCGAUCUCGCAUCUUUGAUGAAGCAGCCAAGUGUCAAACUUGGAGGCCUUCUUUCCUGUUCAUCCUCAACAUGCUGCGGUUUCUUGCUUUUAGGCAUUAGUUGCUUUUACUUUGCCUUUAACACAACUGUUUUUUUAUCAUCAAUCAUAGUUCCAGCAGUAGCUAUUAUGUAAAAGCCUCGGUAUCGUGAAACUCGUAAUCGUGUCGCAGGAUUCUGUAGUCAAGCAGUGAUGAUCUUGUCAAGUACUUUCUGUAUUUAGCUUUUAUUGCUUGAUUUGUAUAUAUUUGAUCGAUUCGAUGCAAUAAAAUGAGCCCCAAAUAGUUAAGAGAGACGUGGUUAGUUGGUCAUUGCUCCCUAUAAUCAAUUCCGAUUACAGGAUUCUUGGACCCACAUCCUGACGUUGUAUACUCCGAGGAAUGUCAGACAAGAAAGCUUUGAAUAUGUUGUAAAAUAUUUGCUUUUGUCCAAUCAAUUUUCAUAUUAAGAAUGAGUAAUAUGUUACAUCUUUGCUUUAUUUGUGAUAAAUUUGGAAAAUUUGAAUGGAUACAAGUUCAGUCAGUACAAAUGAUAUGAUACAUUGCACACAUUUUCGCGGACAUUGAAACUUAAGUGUAUUGAAUUAUAAGAGAACCAACAAUGUUUACGCAGUAUUGAAAGCUUAAACGAUAAAGAAAUUGCCUAAACAGAGAUAAUAUAAGUUGCCUUGCACACUAGUGGGUUGGAGAGUCAUCAGUAAUUUACGGACGAAGACAUUAAAAAAGUAUAAUUUAGGUGUUAUAUGUGGACCAAUUGAAUAUUAUUCAAAUAAAUUAUGAAGAUUUGGGAGGUGUCACACCCCUUACACCCCUUACACCUCAGCAACGCUCCUGAAGCAUAACUGACUGUAUUCAGUACUUCUUCAAGGUCAAUUUGCGAAUGCUUUAGCAGGGAUUGGCAACCUACAGCCCCCUGGCAAAAUCGGCCGUAUUUUUAGUGGCCUCCGGCAGGUCAUCCAAUUUUUAAUGGCCAUCUUUGGACCUCCAGAGUUGAAAAUUCAAUGGAUGAAAAUUUCUUAUAAAGCUGGUAUCUUGCUGCAAAAAAUUCCAUUAACUUGAGAGCGAGCGUAGAUGCCCCCAAGCAAAAGCAUAUAUUUACAUUCAGGGUUUUGUGAUUCUUCAAGUGGCUGCAACCUGAUUUUUGCAAGUUUUUUUCCAGGAAGACGCUCUAGAAGGGGAAUCUCUCCAUUAUUUAUGGGGAAAAGAAGACCCUGGUACCCAGGGUAGGUAGGGGUAUAUUCAAUUCUACUAAGUCUUUUAAGUCCGAUUUCCAUUUGACAUUUUUUGUGCGCGCGGGUGUAGCGCCCAAAUCUGAGCAUGCGUAGUUACGUGCUGUUGUCAAGUGGCCGAGCGCACAAAAGUUGAGACCCUAUCAACUUUCUGGCGCUCACAGCGGACGCAAAAUCGAGAGCACUUGAUUUUAACUACGCUACGCCAAGGAUUUGGGCACAAAAAAUGUCUAAUGGAAAUCGGUCCUUAUGCAUCGACAAUUCAAAUUCAAUACACACGACUUCAAGAACAAGAUUCGGAAAAAACUUUCGUACUAGUCCACGAGGGGGAAGUAGAACUUUUUGAGUGAUGGAGCUAGCGUAGUCUGAGCGAAACAAUACAGAAGUAUUGUUUCGCUAAAUUGUCGAAACAAUACAUUACAGAAGCACAAUUUUCCUAAAGCCGCUCACUUCUUCUUUUCGAAGCCCUAGACCUCUGGGUCCGCCCAUGGGCUUCCCUAACUCCACUGUACAUUGAGAGAUUGAUACUCAAGUGCCCCCCUGCUUCGGCAAACAAGGGUCACUGUAAAUUUGCGGAAUGGCGUGACUUGCUUCAUUGAAAUCCGAGAAAUCAGAAGAAUGUUGGGCGCGCCUUCUUAGUUCCAAGCACAGUGUCACGAGUUCCACGAGAGUUGACAUGGGAAGCAAACAAUGUAAUCUUCUUGCGGUAAUUAUUGGCAAAUGAAUACAGACAGCUUAGGCCUUGUCUUGAAGAAUACGUUUUUAAGAUAUUUUCCUUCAAAUUAACUGUUUGAUCUGAUUUGUUUCAUAUAAUUAAAAAGUUUGACUGCUAGAGUUGAUUAUCAAGGGACCUGCUAAUAGAGAUUUAUCCAAAAUUAAAACAGAGUGGUAUGCAACAACGCAAAGGGUGGGCUUCCUUUGGAGAACGCUUUCAAAGACAACCCAAAAGCGAUUCCUAUGGCACAUUUUCUCUGUUAAACCCCUAGUCUCAAUUCUCAUUACAAGCUUUUCCUAAAUAGAGCCUUAUUUCCUAACUUAAAAAUUCCUUAAUUUUUGACCAUUUUACCAAUAUUAUUUCCCAAAGGUCUUUGGUAGUUCCUUAAUUUUGACUGCACAUUUAGUUCCUAUUAUUGAUAGAAACCGUGGCCAAAACCAAAAAGGCAAGAAAUGAGCUUGGUAUAUAUAAAAAAUAAUGUCAUUGACUGCCAAUGAUUGGAGAAGGCUUCCUCAAAAUUGAAAAGUUUGUUGAGGAUCGAUUUUCGUCUUAAAAAGUUUAAAUUCCUUAAAUGUUUCGGCAUUCUAGCAGUUGCUUCCUUAUAAAGUGCUUCCAUAUAAAGAACCCUGUAAAGGCCAUUUUCUUUUAAAUCUCUCCCAUUUCCACACAAACGCGUAAUAAACGCGUUCCUGUUGAUAACGCCGCAGGUAAUAAGAUCUAGGUUACAAUUUCGGCAAUAUUACCAAUAGGCUGAAGGGAACGUUCUAAUGUCCUUUUAAAAAUGUCUUAGAAAUUUACGGAGAUCGGAAAAGACGCGUUAUAAGGGCUGUUUGACUUACUCCAAAUGAAUACUCACGACAACGUAGAAAAUGAAAAAGAAAUAAGGAACACCCCAGUUCCCUGUCGUCCUCGGAACAAUGUUAUUGUUUAAUCUACCUGACCUGGACGAAAAGCAAUGCUCCACGUGACAACGACAUGGCCGGAGUGGUGUCGAUAGGCAAGGCGAGGCGGAUAACUUUUUAAUUAGAAGUUCAACAAGAAAAGGGAGAAUGGACCGUCUGAGCCAAUCAUGUGACUCACCGAUGAACAAACGACCAAUCCCAAGAUUGCGCUCAUAAAUAAAGUAGUCAAUGAGAGUGGGUCAAUAUUUUAGUUCUUACUACGCAUUGUAAACAUUGCCGAAAACGUGUAACUACGGUGUAUAAGCUGUGUUGAUUCAUAAGGCAGCCAAGAGGAACCAUUGAAUCACUAGUUUCUGGAAAUCUUGCAGCAUUCAAUAGGUAUAGACUUUUAUACCAGGAUGAAUUAAAUGAAUGGUAACAUUUGCUUUUGCAAAGGCCAGUAGCUGAGUCGUAGUAGUUCAACAUCAUGGAUCUCGUGACCACCGGAACAUUUACGAACUCUUAUACAUUAAACUAUCUGGCAUGAUAUUUUUCUUUGGCUAUGUCUACUGAGCCUUCAGUCGGAAUAAACUCAGGAAUAUCACAACACAACACGGAGGGAGAGCAAGUCCAAGAAAAUGAACUACCUAAGAGAGAGGAGCCAGUUGCCAGAAGCAGCGGUGAAGGAGAAAAUACGACCAGUGUCCAUGUUAAUACCCCCGUCACGACGGUCGGGACCUCACCAGAAGUAGAGGGAGGGGGAGAAGAAGAUGUGCUGCCAAAUGUAGCUGUAAUUCGAAGACAAAGAGGAAGGCCUAAAGGAGCGAAAAAUAAGAAUCCGAAGAUAGGACUUGAAGAACUGUCAGCAUCAUAGGUGCCCCUUCAAACCAGAAGUCCAGGGCGCCUUUGCUACGAUAGAAAGUUGAAGAGUUCCUAGUUGCCACUUGAAAAAGAGCCAAAGCCGCCACCAAAACCAAAGCGUCCUAUUGGCAGACCGAGGAAAUAUACCUAUGCUUUGCAGACCAGAUUUUCAAAGCAGCAGUCUUUUGCGAAGAUCGAGCCUGUUACAGACAAACCACCUGAUGACAUAUUUGAAGACGAGACUUGAAAUGAUAUUAGUUGGUUGUGUUAGUGUAAGUCUAAAAUGGAUUAUACGUAGAACAUCAGAGACGACAGUUUGUCAUACUGUAGAAGCUUGUUGGAAAGAAAGAUUCUGUCCGUCUUUUGUAUUGGCAAAGAUUGGCAGAGCGAAGUUUGGAAAGAUCUGAAAGGUAAAAAUAGGCAAGGGUAUAGUAACAAUUUAUAAGCUCAUUAGCUUUAAGAUCGUGACGACCUUCUGCUUAAAAGAUAGUCUGUAGAAAAAUGCAAUUGUUAAAAAUUAUUGAAUGUAGGUCCCUAGAAAGAAUCCAAAAGUCUUUAUUAGGGGAAUGAUAACUGUCAAUUAAUUGCCACACUCUAUAGAGCACGUUAAACAGUUCAAAAACCACUGUUUCUUCACAUUCUCAGUUCAACUUUGUUGCCAGAAGAAUGUUUAUACGUAUGACUUGACUUGAGGUUGUUACGUAACGUUAUUGAAACGCUUCAUUUUUUAUAUAAAUAGAUAUAUUUUAAUCCAAUGAUGGUCACAAGAUGUUUAUGACAUUAACUGUGAAGAGAUAUUUUAAGUUUGGCCUCGUGAACAAAAUAAUUUUCCAAAUAAUCGUGAAUGAAAAAAAGAGAAAUAAGGAAUAAUCUUUAUGUUGCAAAGAAAAUAAAUUAAUUAUAAGAAAGCACCUGUUUAUGUCAUAAUCACGGGGGUAGUUAUGAUUUUGACUUUGGGGGUGGGGGGACAAAUUUUUUUUACAAACAUGUAGAAAUGACUAUAUUAAAAAUAACGUACGGAUGUAAUGCACAAACAUGUACUAACUAACACAGUCAUAGGAAAGAGGGUUUAAAGACAACAUGUGCACAUCUUCAAACUCAGUAUGACCCGCCAACGCUUCAGUUUGGGGACCCUUUAGAAUAUUGGAGGGCCCAGGCUCCCCUGCCCCUCUUACUUCCCUCUUGUUCACAAUAUUCAAAUCAAGAAGGGAACGAAGUAUUAUUUUUCUAACAGGUUUUUUGCUAACCAGAUGAUAUUGAUAACGAUGGAAAAUUUGGAACUUUAAUCCUUGUUCAAUACACCUUAUUCCCUUUACAUUGGUUUUGGAAACAUUUAUGCUAUUAGUUUUUACGUUUUAUAUCUCUAAGAAAAUUUAACAUGGGUUUCAAACUCAAUAUGAAAGAGUCUUAUUUUUAUAAAAUCUACCUAAUGGAUUAAUAACCAAUAUUUGUACGUUCUUAAUUUGCAGCAAACCACAUUAUAGGCUGGGUUUAUUUUAAAAAAAUCUGCUGAUAGCACAAAUCUGAGUGAGUAUCGUUGGAUAUGGUACUCAUUGGUUCAAUCAAGAUAAAUCUUUAUUCUAUAAAGCUCGUAUGUAGCUUGCUCGAGAAGUUGUAAUGGAACUUGGCCGAUUUUUAAAUUCAGACCACAUUAACUUUGAAUUUUAAGAUAUAAUUUGAAUAAGAAACCAUCUCUGGUGAAUAAGAAACCUGUAGAGGUGGCUCUGGGGGCCCAUCUCUACCAUUAGCCCCUUAGUUUUAUCUAUGACCAUGACAACAAAGCAAAACUCAGAUUUUGGGAUAGUUGGAGGGUCAUGGUGGCCAACCUUCUGAUAGAAGAUGGUACCUGAUGAUGAUGAAUUUGAAUAAAGAUAGUUUCAUAAACUGAAAUUUUACUUAGCUUGUCAGGCAAUGAAAUGCUGACUUCCUACGUCUAAUAAAGGAGUGUCUUUAACACCCCCGAAUGCAAGCAAGUGAAUGGCAAUGAUGCUAAUUUUACCUUCUGUACAGCAUUCAAAUUUAGACCAACUCUAGUCUUCACCAGUUUGUUUUUAACAAUGCUUUUAGUUAAUGAAAAUUUCUUUAUUUCAUUCCUUUACAUUCGUUUAUUUUUAAUCAUUUUCACCAUAAAGGAACAUUUAUACAUUCAACUAGUCACAUUGUCUUUUAAUGGGGCUUCAUUGAGGAAGGGGUAGUCUAGUACGAAUUCUUUUAAGAAAAAGGAUUAUAGAUUAUUUUCUUAAAUAAAGUAACGUUCCCUGGAGUAGUUGACACUUAGGUUAGAACGUCAAAAGGACUUACUAAGUGACUUAUAUGUUAACUUCUUGUGACUAGAUCUCAUGAUUUAAAUCGUGAUUUGUCUUACGCAUGUUAUCAAUAAUUAAUUAUAGAUGCAAAUCAAAAUGAGUUGUUAAAGUUUGAAACUGUUAGAAGAAUGUUGGUUCUCAUUACACUCUACCCUCUCUUAAAACUAAUGUAUGAAACAACCUCAUAAUGCUAAUGUGUUACACAAAAUAUGAUUUUGUGGAAGUUAUAAGAUGUAUGUUCUUCAUGAAACAAAUACAUAGAUUAGAUAAAUGUAUUUACCUUAUACCACAAUAACAUACUUUACCUCAUUUGA
Molecule: messenger RNA, 13520 nt
Organism: Rhopilema esculentum
Lineage: Eukaryota; Metazoa; Cnidaria; Scyphozoa; Rhizostomeae; Rhizostomatidae
Source: RefSeq, a predicted model, not a curated record